CUUCACGUGACUGCCACAGCAGGGACUGUAAGGACAGGAAACUUGAGAAUUAAGUGGUUGGCAAGGUUGCGAUACAAGUGUUCGGUUUUAGAUUCAUUAAUAACGCUAAUACUUCAUCACAUCCUGGCUCAUCGAUCCACUCAAGAUGGAACACUCACGAGAUUCCCCUAUCGGUCCAGUCCCACCCGAACUUGAACUUGAACUGACCUUGACGCGCCAGUUGUGUACUCAUAUUUUUCUCGCCACGUUCGCACACGUCAUCGCGAAAUGGGGCUCUUUGAUCUUGAUCUUUUUGACGAUUUUCGGAGGAUGAACAUGCGACAAGUUAUGUACCAAGUGCUAAACAUAUUGUUGGUUGUAUCCUCAGCUCUAAUGCUAUGGAAGAGUCUAAUUUUAUUAAGUUACAGUGAGAGCCCUCUGGUUGUUGUUCUGAGCGGUAGCAUGGAACCAGCUUUCUAUCGUGGUGAUGUUUUAUAUCUCACAAACUAUCCCGACGAGCCUAUUCGCACUGGUGACAUCGUCGUGUUCAAAAUAGAAGGCCGGGAUAUUCCCAUCGUGCACAGAGUCAUCAAGGUACACGAAAGCGUCAAUGGUACGGUGAAGUUCCUCACCAAGGGCGAUAACAAUGCUGUGCACGAUCGAGGCUUGUAUGCUCCGGGACAAGAUUGGUUGGUACCUUCUCAAGUGCUUGGGCGCGCAAAAGGCUACAUUCCUCACGUCGGUCAAGUGACUAUCAUAAUGAACGAUAAUCCUAAGCUGAAAUAUUGCGUUCUUGGGACCAUGGGUAUCUACCUCUUGCUAAACCGUGAAUCCUAAAGCCGAUCCAAAACUCGUAUGGAAUCCCCUGUGUAUUUUUCAUGAUGUGCUGUCUAUAUACGUGCACACGGACUACUUCUUCGCUCUUCCAUACGACGCUGUCCAUUAUGUUUUGGUUCUCAGAUCAAACAAGAACUCGUUCGGACACCGGCACCGCGUUUUUUUAUUCAGCUGCAUCUUUGUCUUUUUGUCCCCUUCCCACCUCGUUCUUUUCGAUGCUGUGAGAAUAUUCAAAUUUUUUUAACGGAUUUUCUUAUUUGUGCUUGUUUAAAUUCGCAUUUGAACUUAUCGUUUGCGAUUGUAUUCACAAAUCGCUGGUUUGCAUACGCAUUUGCCUACCUGCUCUACUGACUAAGCAUCGCACACUUCCUUUGUAUCUUAGCAUUUCUGAACACCCUUAGGUGGUUUACCGAA
Dicrocoelium dendriticum is the source of this 1230-nucleotide messenger RNA. The record is from the annotation of a GenBank genome assembly. NCBI's taxonomy places the organism in Eukaryota, Metazoa, Platyhelminthes, Trematoda, Plagiorchiida, Dicrocoeliidae.